This is a messenger RNA of Penaeus chinensis, 1563 nucleotides long. RefSeq names its product transmembrane protein 272-like. The record is from RefSeq and is a predicted model, not a curated record. Lineage: Eukaryota; Metazoa; Arthropoda; Malacostraca; Decapoda; Penaeidae. The transcript is spliced from 6 exons. The coding region runs from base 245 to 784 and encodes 179 amino acids.
AUGGUAUGCGGAUGUUGAGUCAUUGCUAUCACCGAUAACAAUGCGGUGAGACAGUUAUCUUAUCAGAUCAAGGCUUCGCUCUCUGUUCCACGAGCGGCAUAAGGGCAUUCGGCAAGGAACUUACGAAGGUACCCGAAGCACCAUCCUUCAGAAUCGCACGAACCGCCCGCACGCCCUCGAGUCCCUUCCACCAGGUCUUUCACGCCCACUCCUCCCUCUCAGCUGCGCCCACAACAGAACCAAGAUGUCGAGGCCAAGAUCACACAAGGAAGUAGAAGUAGAAUACGAAGAUGACGAUGGCGGUUGUGGAGAUUGUCUCGCCAAUAUAUUGCAAACCCCGGUGAUAAUAAUCGCCAGCAUCGUCGUCCCCGUCUUCAGCGUGACGUUCGUGGUCAUGGGAGCCAUUUUCCUGAAGGACUGUAACAUCGAGCCCAUGAUUCCUGUCUGGCUGCUGGUCCAAGGAAUCAUCAUGUUAUUCGGCAUCGGGACAGGAGGAAUGGCGACCCGAAGCUACAAGUCGGGGAAGAGUGUCUCGUUGCCGGUCAAACUCGUGAGCUUCGUCGUGUCUCUGGCAACCUUUGCUUGGUUCAUCGGAGGUAACGUGUGGGUGUACCGCGCAUGGGCCCAGGACCCGGACUAUGCUCAUUCCUGGUUCGAGAACGGCUGCAACAAGAGCGUUUUUAACAUCGCCUUCUACGGGGUCAUCAUCCUUGAUGCUCUCGGUAUCAUCUCCUUCAUCGUGGGCAUCGUGGCGUUUUGUCUCCGAGGAUGCAGUUUCAGAUAAAAAAUGAAAGAGAGACACAAAUCGUCACAUCUUCUUUCCCGUUUCCAGUUCCCAGCUUUGGUGAUUCUCCGCGUGUGGACUCGACUCAUCCUCCUUUAUCUAAAACACCAAACCACUUUUCCUGACUCUCUUUUCCCUUCCUGCCUCCAGGUCGCCUGCUGGUGGUGUUGGGGUCUGUUGCGCUAAAUGGUAUACCUUUAUUUCCAAGAUAUUUCAGUUUAUUUGGAUGUAUAUUCUUAGACUUAAUUGGGAGCAGAGAACGGUUAUAAAUCAUCGAUUGUUGAUUCUUUUUAUCUAGCUAACUUGAAGAAUAUAUUGGCAACCAGAAGGUUCGUUUUUGUUAUUUUAUUUAGUUUUUAAGUCUCCAAAAUUAACACACUUUAAUUGUCUAAUGUUUUAAGUAAAUUGCCAAUAUUAAGGUUUAUAUGAAAUCUGUCUCAAACCAAAAUGUUUUAUCUAAUCAGUCGAUGAAUUACUCCAUAAGGCGUGACCCAGGAUUUUAAUUGUUUAUUUAUAUAUUUUAUUUAUUUGUUUGUUUAUUUUUUGUGGGGGGGAGGCCUGGUCCCGAGCCUAAAACGAAUUAAGAUCCUUUGAUUUAAGACACGGGCAACAUCCCAAACAGAUUAUAUAUUUUUGUGUUAUAUUCGAGUCAUUAAUUUCCAAGGAAGAUUGUUAAUGGUUUACUUUGUUUCUGCUUAGCAUAGGUGUCCUCUGUAAUAGUUCGUUUAAUCGAUGUUAUUCUCCUGUUUUGACAAAUGAUAAUAAAAUAAAUGCAUCUA